GGCGGGGACGGGCGCGGGCAUGAAGCUGGAGGUGUUCGGGCCCCGCGAGGGCCUCGGGGACAAGCCGGGGAGUGACCUGGAGGGGGCGGGCGGCCGCGACGCGCCGUCUCCGCUGUCGGCCGCGGGCGACGACUCCCUGGGUUCGGACGGGGACUGCGCGGCCAACAGCCCUGCGGCGGGCGAAGGCGCCGUGGCGCUGGCGGGCGGCGGCGAGCGGAGCGCGGGCGGAGAGCCGGGCGCGGCGGAGGCGGGCGCGGCGGCGGCGGGGGCCGCGGGCGGCGGCGCGGGCGCGCGCGGUAAGCCGUACACGCGGCGGCCCAAGCCCCCGUACUCGUACAUCGCGCUCAUCGCCAUGGCCAUCCGCGACUCGGCGGGCGGGCGCCUGACGCUGGCCGAGAUCAACGAGUACCUCAUGGGCAAGUUCCCGUUCUUCCGCGGCAGCUACACUGGCUGGCGCAACUCCGUGCGUCACAACCUCUCGCUCAACGACUGCUUCGUCAAGGUGCUGCGCGACCCUUCGCGGCCCUGGGGCAAGGACAACUACUGGAUGCUUAACCCCAGCAGCGAGUACACCUUCGCCGACGGGGUCUUCCGCCGCCGCCGCAAGCGCCUCAGCCACCGGGCGACGGCCCCGGGCCCCGGGCCGCGGCCCCCGGACGCCGCGCCUCCGCCGCCGGCGCCCGCCGCCCCGGCGCCGGCCACGCCCCGCGCGAGCUCGCCCGCUCGGCCCGAGGGGCGCGCCAGUCCGGCGGGCAGGUUCUCCGGCCCCUUCGCCAUCGACAGCAUCCUCAGCAAGCCCUUCCGCAGCCGCCGCUCCGGGGACGCGGGCCCCGGGACGCGCCCGCCGUGGGGCGCGGCUCCCUGCCCGCUGCCGCCCGCCUAUCCCGCGCUGCUUCCGGGCGCGCCCGCCGGGGCCCUGCUGCCGCUCGGCGCGUUCGGCGCGGCCGAGCCGCCGCGGCUGGGCGCGCGCGGAGCCGAGGCGCCGACCCUCCUGCUCGCGCCCCUGGCCGCCCCGGCCCCGGCCCCCGCCAAGCCGCUCCGGGGCCCGGCCGCCUGCGCGCACCUGUACUGCCCCGUGCGGCUGCCCGACGCCCUGCACGCGGCCUCGGCCCGCGCGCCGGGCCCGCACCUGCCCGGCCCGCCCGAGACGCUCCUGGCCUGA
Kogia breviceps (pygmy sperm whale) is the source of this 1162-nucleotide messenger RNA. RefSeq names its product forkhead box Q1 (gene FOXQ1). Gene Ontology annotation, biological process: anatomical structure morphogenesis; regulation of transcription by RNA polymerase II; cell differentiation. Gene Ontology annotation, molecular function: DNA-binding transcription factor activity, RNA polymerase II-specific; RNA polymerase II cis-regulatory region sequence-specific DNA binding. The record is from RefSeq and is a predicted model, not a curated record. Lineage: Eukaryota; Metazoa; Chordata; Mammalia; Artiodactyla; Physeteridae.